AUGGAGGAAGUCUACGUCUUCGGUGAUCAGACGGCUGAUUGCCGGGCGUUCUUCACCAAAGUCUUUCCCCGGAAGGACAAUGUCCUAUUACAGUCCUUCCUCGAGAGAGCCGGUGAAGCCAUCAGAAUAGAAAACAAGAACAGGACACAUCCUUCGAAAGCCGUCCCCAGUUUCACCACAGUUCAGGAACUAGUCGAUCGUUACUACCGCGGCGACCUCAAGGAUCCCGCCAUAGAGAGUGCUUUGGUUUGCUUGUCGCAGUUUUGCCAUUUUAUUGGUGCAUUUGAAGAGCGUUCUACAUCAUAUAUUUCUCCUAAUGUCGACUCGAGAAUAGUCGGUCUAUGUACCGGUCUUAUUGCCGCCUCUGCCGUGGCCUCAGUCGAUUCCCUCACAGCCCUGAUUCCGCUGGCCGUCGAGUCCGUCCGAAUCGCCUUUCGAGCUGGUGCCCACGUUGGGAGAAUAGCCCUGCAGAUCCAGGGCGAGGGCAAGACUCCAUCAUGGUCUACCAUCGUGGCUGCAGACGAGAAAUCUGCUCAGUCUGCUCUCGAUGCUUUCCACGCUGAGCACAAGACCGCACCAUCAAACAAGCUAUGGAUCAGUGCCUCUUCUGCCACCUCCGUCACCGUAUCUGGUCCUCCGGCGACCAAGCAAACUGCCUUCGAGAAGGUCGAAUUCUUCCGUUCACACAAGAACGCCCCAGUCUCCGUGUAUGCUCCUUACCACGCCGCACACCUGGUUUCUCAGUCCGAUAUCCAAAAGAUUCUGCGCCCGCAGACGAAAGAGGUAUUUGGAUCGUCGACACCAAAGUUCGCUGUCUGCUCCAGCGUGUCUGGCAAGCCCAUCUCCGCAAAGACCGGCUAUGAGCUGCUGGAGGAGGCUCUUCGAGAAAUCGUCAUUGAGCCCCUGAGAUGGGACCGAGUUCUCAAGUAUACCGCUUCUGGAAAGGGCGAGGAGGCUAAGGUCUUCGCUGUUGGCCCCACCAACCUUGCCAGCAGUGUAGUCUCGGCGCUCAAGGCGUCCACUAAGAAGGUGUCAUUGGAGGACCAAUCAACCUGGGCGACUGUUCCCGCUGCAGGCACGCAGAAGUCCCGCAAGGAGGCCGACAUUGCUAUUGUUGGCUUUGCUGGGCGCUUCCCAGAUGCUGCAGACCACGAGGCUUUCUGGGACCUGAUGGUCAAGGGCCUCGAUGUCCACAGGCCCGUCCCUCCCGACAGAUUCCCGGUCGAUUCUCACACCGAUCCUACAUCCAAGAAGAAGAACACCUCUCAUACACCGUUCGGCAACUUCAUUGAGAAUCCCGGACUCUUUGAUGCUCGCUUCUUCAACAUGUCGCCUCGUGAGGCUGCUCAGACCGAUCCCAUGCAACGUCUGAUGCUCUCCACGGGAUACGAAGCCAUGGAAAUGGCCGGCAUUGUUCCUGGCAGAACCCCCUCCACCAAGCACGACAGAAUUGGUACCUUCUAUGGUCAGACCUCCGACGAUUGGCGUGAGGUCAACGCGGCGCAGGAUAUUGACACAUACUUCAUUUCCGGUGGUGUCAGAGCAUUCGGACCGGGUCGCCUGAACUACUUCUUCAAGUUCAGUGGCCCGUCCUUCUCCGUUGAUACUGCCUGUUCUUCCAGUUUCGCGGCCAUGAACGUUGCCAUCACCUCACUCCGCGCUGGCGAGUGCGACACCGCUUUCACUGGCGGUGCUAAUGUCCUCACCAACUCGGACAUUUUCUCAGGUCUUAGCAGAGGUCACUUUUUGAGCCGAACCGGAUCUUGCAAGACCUGGGACAACGACGCUGAUGGCUACUGCCGUGGCGAUGGUGUUUGUAGCGCCAUCUUCAAGCGUCUCGACGAUGCUGUCGCCGAUCGCGACCCAAUUCUGGGUGUCAUUCGCGGUAUUGGUACCAACCACUCUGCAGAGGCUGUUUCAAUCACGCACCCGUGCGCCGAGAACCAGUCAUUCUUGUUCGACAAGGUCCUCAAGGAAUGCAAUGUUCCCUGCAACGAUGUCAACUACGUUGAAAUGCACGGCACCGGCACUCAGGCUGGUGACGGCAUUGAGAUGGAGUCUGUGUCAUCUGUCUUCGCUCCUCGACAGAACAAGCGCCGUCCUGAUCAGCCUCUGUACGUGGGCGCUGUCAAGUCCAACAUCGGCCACGGUGAAGCCGUCUCUGGUGUUUGUGCCUUGAUCAAGGUGCUUCUCAUGCUUCAAAAGAGCCAAAUACCUCCCCAUACUGGCAUCAAGACGGAAAUCAACAAGAACUUCGCACCUGAUCUGAAGGAACGCAAUGUUAACAUCGCGUUCAAGCCUACCCCUCUCCCUCGGCCUGCUGGUGGCAAGCGUGUUAUGUUCAUCAACAACUUCAGUGCUGCUGGUGGCAACACUGCUAUGCUUCUGGAAGAUGGCCCCGAGGUCCCAUCGACCCCCACUGCUGAUCCUCGAGGUACUCAGGUCGUCACAGUCUCGGCCAAGUCUCUCGGUGCCUUCAAGAAGACUCUGGCCAAUCUGGAGAAGUGGGUUGGCGCGAAUCCCAGUGCUGGUUUGCCAGAUCUGGCUUACACCACCACUGCGCGCCGCAACCAUUACACCUACCGCGUAGCACUGCCUGUCAACUCGAUGGCUCAGCUUGCUACUGCCCUGAAGACUGCACAAGAACAGAACCACGCUCCCACUCCGCUAGCCACCCCUCAGGUCGCCAUGGCUUUCACUGGCCAAGGUUCUCAGUACACUGCCAUGGGCAAGCGGAUGUUUGAGACGUCCUCUCAGUUCCGCGGUGAUAUCGAAGAGUUCAACGAGAUUGCACUUCGCCAGGGUCUUCCCUCAAUAAUGCCCCUGAUUGAUGGCUCCGUUGAGGUGCAGAACCUGCCUCCCACUGUUGUUCAGCUUGGCAUGUGCUGCAUUCAGAUGGCUCUGACCCGUCUCUGGUCAACCUGGGGCAUUACUCCCAGUGUUGUCAUUGGCCACUCUCUGGGCGAAUAUGCUGCUCUCCAAGCUGCUGGCGUUUUGUCCGUUGCUGACACCAUCUACUUGGUUGGCAAGCGUGCUGCUCUGCUCGAGGAAAAGUGCACCGCUGGCACCCAUGCCAUGCUCGCUGUGCGCUCGCCUGUUGCUGGCCUGCAAGACGUUGUUGCAAACAGCCAAGGCAAGAUCGAGAUUGCCUGCAUCAACGGUGUCUCGGACACUGUGCUUUCUGGCACCAUGGCUGAUAUCGAUGCCGUUGCCCAGAAGCUGGCUGAUGCCGGUCAGAAGUGUACCAAGCUCAAGCUGCCCUUCGCCUUCCACUCCUCGCAAGUCGACCCCAUCCUGGCAGAUUUCGAGAAGGUUGCAAGCGCCAUCACUUUCCAGGCUCCUCGCGUCCCAGUUAUCUCUCCUCUCCUGAGCGACGUUGUCAGCGUUGGCGGUGUCUUUGAUGCCUUCUACCUCAGCCGCCACUGCCGGAAGACUGUCGACUUUGUCGGCGGUCUUUCUGCCGGCAUGGCCACGUCUACCAUCAGCGACUCUUCAAUCUGGCUCGAGGUUGGUGCUCACCCGCUUUGCUCCAGCAUGGUCAAGUCAUGCUUGUCUGCUUCGGCGCUGCCCACCAUGCGUCGCGAUGAGGACCCCUGGAAGAUCAUCUCGAACUCCAUUGCCAGUCUCUACAUCGCCGGCAAGGCCAUCAACUGGGAUGCAUUCCACAAGGAGAAUGACAGCCUCCGUGUGCUGAACAUCCCCACCUACGGGUUCGAUUUCAAGAACUACUGGCUGCAAUACACUGGCGACUGGCUCUUGUAUAAGGGCGAUUACCCCAAGGCUAUUGCUCCUGCUCCAGCCGCUGCCCCUGCUGCCCCUACCAAGCCCAGGAAAUACCUCUCUACUGCCGUUCAGGGUAUUGUGUCCGAGGAGGUCAACGGCAACAAUGUGACUCUCGUCGCUGAGUCUGACAUGGGCGACCCGAAGCUCUUCCCUGUCAUCGCCGGUCAUCUUGUCAAUGGUUCAGGCCUUUGCCCCUCGACUUUGUAUGCUGACAUUGCAUACACUCUGUGCGAUUACGCAUACAAGCUGGUCAAGCCAGGCGAGAAGGUGGCCAUCAACAUUGGUGGCAUGGAGAACAACAACCCUCUGCUGUUGAAGAACAUCAAUGAGCCACAGACGCAGAUCAUGCGCUCUACCCUCAAGAUGGAUCUCAAGAAGAAGCAAGCCGUCUUCACCGUCACGAGCAACAACGGCAAGAAGGACGUGACUCAUGCCGAGUCAGUAAUCACCUUUGAGGACCCUGAGGCCUGGAAGGAGGAGUGGAGCCGGACUGCGUACCUGAUCCAGUCUCGCAUCGAUCUCCUCAAGCACAAGAUGGAGAAUGGCGAGGCUGACAAGGUCAGCCGGUCCAUGGCUUACAAGCUUUUCACUGCCUUGGUCGACUACUCCGACCCGUUCCAGGGAAUGCAGAGCGUCACCUUCGACGGCCCCGAAUUCGAGGCCACCAGUAACAUCAAGCUGCGUGCUGGUCCUGAGCUUGGCAAUUUCCAUUUCAGCCCUUACUUCAUCGACAGCGCUUGCCAUCUUUCUGGCUUCAUUGUCAACGCCACUGUCAAUCCUCAGGAUGAGUGCUACAUCUCUCAUGGCUGGCGAAGCCUGAGGUUCCUCGAGCCUCUCAAGUUUGGCGAGACAUACACUGGCUACGUCAAGAUGCAGCCUAUGGCUGGCAGCAAGAUGCGCCAGGGUGAUGUCUACGUAUUCAACGCCCAACGAGAGGUGGUCGGCGUGGCCGGUGGCGUUCGCUUCCAGUGCAUUCCCCGGAAGCUCAUGGAUGUCAUGAUGCCGAAGCCCAAAGCAGCCGGCAAGGCUACUGGUGCAGCGCCUGCCAAAGCGGCGGCUACCUCCCCAGUCAAGGUUGAGAUUCCCGCCUCGGCCUCCAAGGCUGCCCCCAAGCAGAAGGCGAAGAAGCCCGUCAAAGCACCCAAGGCUCCUAAGGCUGCUCCCAAGCCUGCCUCCUCUGGCAAUCUCUGCGCCAAGGCCUUCGACAUCAUCGCAGCCGAGGUUGCAGUCGAUCACUCUGAGCUUCUCGAUGAUAUUCAGUGGGCCGACCUUGGUGUCGACAGUCUGAUGUCCCUCACCAUUUCAGGCAAGUUCCGCGAGGAUCUUGAUAUGGAAGUCGAGAGCAGUCUCUUCACUGACUUCGCAUCUGUUGGUGCCCUGCGCAAGCAUCUCUCCGGCAUGUCUGGCCCUGAGCCAGCUCCUGAUGCGGCUGCUGAGUCCAGCUCGACUGAGUCCACGGACUCUGGCUCCGAGAGCGACGAUGAGUCCGCUGAGUCUGGCAUUACCACCCCUGAGACCGAGGACUUUCCCGUCAAGAGUCAGAAGUCCGCUGCUGUGGAGGCCGUUGCCGAAGCUCCUGCCCCGACUGCUGCUGGUGGCGCCGACAUGAUCGAGACCAUUCGUCAGGUCAUUGCACAGGAGAUGGAGAUGGAUCUUGCUGAGAUCACUGAGACCACCGACCUGAGCAACCUUGGCAUGGACUCUCUCAUGGCCCUCACUGUGCUCGGUAAGCUCCGCGAAGAGUACGAGAUCGACUUGGACCCGUCCAUUCUUGCGGACAACCCAUCGCUUGGUCACCUUCGCAAGGCGCUUGGCCUGGAUGCUCCCAAGGCAGCGCCUGCUCCAGCCCAGAAGCAGGAGGUGGUGGCUCAGGUCGCUGUUGCUCCUGCUCCAGCUCCUCCCGUCGAGGUGGUUGUGCAAAUGCCUCCUGCCACUUCGGUCCUCCUGCAGGGUAACCCCAAAACGGCGACCAAGAACCUCUUCCUGUUCCCUGAUGGAUCCGGAUCAGCUACUUCUUACGUCUCUAUCCCCGCCAUUGACAGCAAGAACCUCGCAGUAUAUGGUCUCAACUGCCCCUUCAUGAAGGAUCCCACCAACUACACGUGCGGAAUUGAGGGUGUGUCGAAGCUGUACCUCGAGGAAGUCAUGCGCCGCCAACCCGUCGGCCCAUACAUCCUUGGUGGCUGGUCUGCGGGCGGUGUCGUUGCCUACGAGGUGACUCGCCAGCUCUCCGACCUGAACAAGCGUUUCCCUGACCGGAAAUACUAUGUGGAGAAGCUCAUUCUGAUCGACUCGCCCUGCCCGAUCAGGCUCGAGCCCCUGCCUGCUCGUCUGCAUCACUUCUUCGAUGAGAUCGGGCUGCUCGGUACCGGCACUGGCAAGACGCCCAACUGGUUGCUGCCUCACUUUGAGUACAGCAUCAAGGCGCUGACUGCCUACCGCCCUGAGCUGAAGUCGACGCACGACUUCAACGCGCCGCCAACUUUACUCAUCUGGGCCACUGAGGGUGUGUGUGGCAAGCCUGGUGACCCCCGCCCACCGCCACAGGCAGAUGACCCCAAGAGCAUGAAGUGGCUGCUGGAGAACCGCAACGACUUCGGUCCUAAUGGCUGGGACAAGCUCCUCGGUGCUGAGAACUGCACCAUGGUCCAGGUUGUCGGCAACCACUUCACGAUGAUGAAGCCCCCUGUGGCCAAGGGUGUCGGUCAAUUCAUCCGCGAGUCCCUCAACUAG
Messenger RNA from Cyphellophora europaea CBS 101466, 6516 nucleotides. RefSeq lists its product as uncharacterized. Lineage: Eukaryota; Fungi; Ascomycota; Eurotiomycetes; Chaetothyriales; Cyphellophoraceae. Bases 1 to 6516 code for a protein of 2171 amino acids. Gene Ontology annotation, molecular function: phosphopantetheine binding; 3-oxoacyl-[acyl-carrier-protein] synthase activity; fatty acid synthase activity. The record is from RefSeq and is a predicted model, not a curated record. The transcript is spliced from 3 exons. Gene Ontology annotation, biological process: fatty acid biosynthetic process; secondary metabolite biosynthetic process.